This is a messenger RNA of Syngnathus typhle (broad-nosed pipefish), 5798 nucleotides long. RefSeq names its product family with sequence similarity 83 member Ha (gene sack1ha). The coding region runs from base 279 to 4415 and encodes 1378 amino acids. The record is from RefSeq and is a predicted model, not a curated record. Gene Ontology annotation, molecular function: keratin filament binding. Gene Ontology annotation, cellular component: keratin filament. Lineage: Eukaryota; Metazoa; Chordata; Actinopteri; Syngnathiformes; Syngnathidae. Gene Ontology annotation, biological process: intermediate filament cytoskeleton organization; positive regulation of cell migration; protein localization to cytoskeleton. The transcript has 6 exons.
GAGAGAGAGAGAGAGGGCGGCGCUCGGUUGACCCCCUGCACUUCUCGCUUUUAGCUCACUAGUCGUCUACAUGCCUACAGCGCGACAAUAAACUGGUUUAACUAGGCGACAGGCAAAAAAAAAAAAAGACGAUGUGUCAGAACACUUUCGGCAGGUUCCUCUUUUCUUAGGGGCGCGACUGGCAAGGCAGCGACCGGAAACACGGCAAAAUGGCCCGUUUCGAGUUCAAAGGACGAGAACCGUGACGAUGAUUUGACGUUAGUUUGCUCACCAGCAGUAUGGCACGUCGCUCUCAAUGUUCUUCUGCCGGGGAUAAUCCCCUGCACCCCAACUACCUUCCUCCUCACUAUCGGGAAGAGUAUCGUCUGGCAAUUGAUGCACUGAUUGAGGAAAAUGUGGAAGGAUAUUAUGAGUUCCUCCAAAAGGCAGAUGUGGUGGAUUUCCUGGCUACACCUGAGAUCCAAUAUAUUCAGAGUUCAGCAUACCUUCCUCAGCAGGCCACCUACCAGGAGCAAAACUUUCUCGAGAGUGGAGAAGACAGCUCCUCGGAUACAUACUGGCCAAUACACUCGGACCUGGAUGCCCCUGGCCUGGAUCUUGGCUGGCCUCAGCUGCAUCUUUUUGGUGGACCCACGGAGGUCACCACUCUGGUUAACCCUCCUGAGCCUGACAUGCCAAGUAUCAAGGAGCAGGCCCGGCGACUUAUCAAGAAUGCUCAGCAGGUUAUUGCCAUAGUGAUGGACAUGUUUACUGAUGUUGACAUAUUUGCCGACAUUUUGAAUGCAGCCAUGAGAAACGUCGCCAUCUAUAUUCUUUUAGACGAGCAGAACGUGCAUUAUUUCACGAACAUGGUGUCCAACUGCAGAGUAAAUCUACAGAGUAUCCAAUGUCUACGUGUAAGAACUGUAUCUGGCAUCACUUAUCACUGCCGCUCAGGGAAAUCCUUCAAAGGUCAGAUGAUGGAUCGCUUCUUGUUGACAGACUGCAGGGCCGUACUGAGUGGGAACUACAGCUUCAUGUGGUCUUUUGAGAAACUACAUCGCUGCAUGGCACAUCUUUUCCUUGGACAGCUUGUAUCGACUUUUGAUGAAGAGUUUCGGAUCCUCUUUGCUCAGUCACAACCAUUAUUGACUGAUGGGCCUGCUGCCAUGGAAGACCUUGGCCUUUUACAAAAAAGGCAAUACCCAAGUAAAAUAACUUCACUUGUGUACAGAGAGCCCAGAAAGUUUCUACCAAUGGACAUGCCUCAUGCAGAUGAUUGGACUAAACCAUCAUAUGAUGAACAAAUGGAAACUGACUGGAGAAUGUCACACUUGAAAAGAAAUGACUCUUUCCAUGGUCCUGUUGAUAUGUACAGUCAGCAAGGACACUCCAAGUUUCCAAUGAUGGAAAACCCCGCUUUGAAACGCAACAUUUAUGCUGAAGGUGUUACCGGCAGGUACAAUUACCCAUUCCCGACUCAACCAGCAGCAGACCUUGAGGCCCGGGGAAGGCUGUUUCACAGGGGGCAGCAGAAAAUUGUGGGCCCAGGUCCUGAAGUUGGCCCUGAGAAAUUCUGGGGCCAAAACUAUCAUUCUGCAGAUCAGUAUUCUGAACCAGGCUUACCACAAGAGAUGGAGCCAUUCGAUAACUUUGACCCUGUGCUUAACUAUUUAUCAUCCACCAGGAAUGUGGACUUUGAGCAGGUCUCAGAGAAAUUACAACCUCCUGCAGAUUUGGCUUCAAGUUUAUCUCAGCCUACAUUGGAUGAUAAACAGUUUUUACAGGAGUCCAACGCUGACCGGAAAGACCCCAUGGUAAAGCGGGGUUUAAGGAACUGGAGAAUUAACUCCUUCCUUAGUGCACAUGAUAUUCCAGGGGAUGAAGGCCUGCCAUCGAUGCCGCCUCAGGCAACAGAUCCUUUCGAGGAGCCAUCCAUCACGGUUCAGCCAACAGAGUUAUCCAUUCCUAAAAUCCCAAAUGUCCGAGAGUUUAAAAUUCCUGUCGUACCGAGAGUAAGUCAGUUGCCAUGUUAUGCCAAAACUUUUGCAUUGGAACCAGAGCAGUCAAAUAAAUUGUCAGAAGAAAGUACCGCUGGGCCAGCUGACACCAAAACAACACCAAGUCCCUCCGAAUCAUCAUCAACAACUGAAGGGGAGAAACUAGAAGAGGCUGAACAAAAGGAACCGACCGCUUUUCGGAAGGAAGAGGCAUUUAGGAGAAAAUAUAAUCCAGCAAUGCCAAGAAGCUCAAGAUUAAGAUCAUCUCUGAUAUUUAACUCUUUAGAGCAACAUACAGCAGGACAACAAGAUGACGAGAGUGACAAAAAUGAGGGCGAUCAGACAAAACUACCAUUUGCUUCCCAGGUUUUUGGACAAAGAAGGUCAGCCGCAAGAGAAGCUUUCGGAUGGACUCGUUACCUAAAGUCGUUCGAUAGCUCUGCCCCGGAAGCAUCCAAGCAAGAGGCAAAUGAUAAACCACAGGAUAAAGAUUUAUCAAAGGAAGAUUUAAAGAGUUCCUCAGAAAAUCUCGAGGUACAACAUCCAGAUAUUGAACAAGCAAAGGUUUCUCCAUCACCAUCCAGAUUGAAGCGGUCUGAAUCUGAUAUGUUAAAAAGUGAUCAAGCACCCAAGUCUUCGGUGGACAAGAUGUCAUCUGUCGAUAUGAGUGAUCCUGAUAAGAGAUUCGUGUUUUUCAAAGAGCUGGCAGCAAAACGCAAAGCUGCUAGGGCUGCAGAAGCUGAGAAGAAAGCCACGAAGACUGAAAAGAAAACACCAACUGAUCCUGUCAGUGAUGGCCCAAAUGAUGGAAGGAAAGAUGAGAAGACUUCCCAACUGUCAAUGUCACCAAGUGUUACGUCAACAGAUUUAAGUAAAACAAAAUCUACAGAGCCACCUGUUGAUGUCAGUCACCAGGCAAAGAAGCAAGAGGGCCAGGUCAGUAAUCUAACCGUUAUCUCCCAAAGCUCAAAACGUGAGCAGCCAACUGAUUUAAAAAAGGUAGAAUUGGGGAACACCCAAACGGCAGCAUCUUUAUCUGUUUCUGCAGAAACAGAGACUCAUCAGUGUGAAUCGGAAGAUCCAGAGCUUCACAAAGCUUCCUUGAGUGAGUGUAGCUCUGGUUACCAAUCCAUGAUAACAAAAGAACCACAUGCUAAUCUUCCAUCGCCUAAGCCUAGCACUGAUAAAAGCUUAUCACCGGUUCUUACUCCCACCACGGGGGAUUCAGCAUCAUCUCCUGCAUCUAACAUCCAAACUCGAGACUCAUCACAGGUCAAGAGCAAUGUGGUUUCUCUUUCUCUGGCACCACAAUCUAGCAAAGUAGCGCAGCCAGAUGCAAAAAACUCUAACUCUGAAAACACUGCUUUCAUUCGUGGCCAUCAAAGCACAUCCAGUCCUCAUGACUCUAACAUAGACUCACCUAGUAUGCAGUCCCUAACUGACAAAAUACACCUGGAAAAAUCUAUCAGUGCCUCCCCUCCUCGUCCCACCCAAUCUACAGAGGAAGCCAAUUUGAAGAAGAAACAAGCAGUGGCUGCUCAAGACCAAAACGUUCCUGUAGAUGAGUCUGGGGUGUCACCCAUUGGUGCCCUCUCAUCUCCCAGACAAGACAAAGGGGAUGUCCCACUGGAAUCCAAUAUAUUUGGCUUUCAUAUUCAUUCUAAAUCUGACCGAAAAGAAGACUCUUCUCAAGAGCAAUUAAAGCAAACAACUUCCCCGACUGACACUAACCUGGAAGGAUCGUCAACUCCUGCUGUUCCAGAUUUAUGUUCAUCUGUGUUGGUUCAGUCUGUUUCGCCUACUCACGCCGAAAGUACAACGCCAACAUUACAUGGAUCUCCAGACACCAACUUUUUAACCAAUGGGAAUCCAAACGACAGAAAGAAAAUAACAAUGCACCCUACCUCAGUUGACACAUCUGUUCCGACGGUGCCAGCACCUCUUGAUAGCAUUAGCAUGGAUUAUCAAAAUGAUGUCAGCAAAGAUUUGAAAUCGCCUACAGUUUUUGAAAAUAAAAUGGAGGACAGUGAAAGAAUAAAUGAACCAACAGGGCAAAGUAAAUGUUCAGGAACGACAGCAGUGGACGGGCUACCAUCACAGCUAUCCAAGCAGCCAAAGUCAAGCCAGUCUCGCUACCACUCAUCAACUGCCGGCGUGCUCUCGAGCAGCAACCUCCGAGAUGAUACCAAGUUGCUGCUCGAACAAAUUUCGGCAAAUAGCCAAAGCAGGAAUGAGUCUACAAAGGAGUCACCCGUCACUGAUGAUGAGAAAGAAGAUGAAGCUGACAAAAAUGCCAAGAGGGAAAAAGAAAGAGAGAGCGGGUCACUAAGCAGCGACAUGACAAAUUUGUCUCAGGACCGUGACAAGCUGCUGGAGAGGCUUCAAAAUAUGAGGAAGGAGAGGAAAGUUUACAGUCGCUUUGAUAUGACUUCUUAACUGGGAUCCAGAGAGAAAGCCGCGAGAAAAGAUUAGAGACUGAAGUACAGCAGAAAGCUGACAAAGACGUUUGACAUGAUCAGUAAAGACCAAUAGGGUAGGGGUUCUAUUUGUCAAUCACUAUCACUUAAGUCAGCGUGGCGGUUGACAGCGCACAUGUAAUAUGUGGUAAACGGUUUUAAAGACAUGGAUGAGUAAAGUGCAAUUUGUUACAAGUGACUAUUUGAGGAGCCUGGGCUUUUUAUGACAUUACUCUCCACAGUACUUUGUCCAGAAUGAACUUGUUUAGAAUCAUGAUCAUAAGAGCCUUGCCCUGGUUUUAUAACAUGGCGGUGUUCAAAAAUAUACUAUGUUGAUAAAAACAAGAUUUGCCAAUUGGCUGGAUGAACUCUAAAAUUUCCACAGUAAAUAGAAAUCAAUUCGAUCCAAUCAGACAUUAAUUCUUAGUGCAGAAACAGAACUUGUUGUAAAGUAUCUUCUGCCAUCUAGCGGGUUUUCUUGUAACUACAGGCCCCCCACGUCAACAGCGUUGUUCUCAUAACUAAAUGUUACCGCAUUUGGUGACUUGUUGGAAGUGUGAUAGAAUGACAUAUUGCCUCAUUUACAUAUUUCAGCAGCAGUCGUGGUAUUCUGCUCAUGUACGUUCCUUUUAAACUUGGCUUUCUCCGCAAUACACAAGCAGGCAUUUGUAAAAUUAAGAAAGACAUAUAAACCUGCUUGCUGGUUUAGAAUUAGAAUUUACAAUGCCAAUACUGUAUAGUUAUCUUAAUGCUAUUUAGAAAAGGUAUUUAGUCCAAUAAUAAUAAUCACGCGUUGGAAACAUGAGGACCGUAAGUGUGAUAGAAGCAAUCACAUCUUAAACCUGAUUUAUCUUAGAUAAACUUUUCAGAAUCGUCUCUUAGUUUUGUUGUUUUAACUGACUAUAACGUGGCAAUGAAGGUAUUCAUGAAUAAAUAAGCUCCACUUUUUAAGAAAGCAAUUUGCAUAAAAAAUCUCCAGACUGUUCACUAUCAGAUUAUUGCAAUGCCAUAUUUGUGUGUGUGUGUUAUAAUGUCUGAACAGCUUUGUCACAUUAUUGGUGUAUUUUUGCAGCGUUUGAGUCAUCCAUAUUACUGUCGUAGCAAUAAGAAAACAUGUUCCUUAAAGGACCUCAAAGCCUGACCAUGUACAAUGUUCAUGUGGCGGUAAAUGACAAACUUGUUUUAUAUUUUGUGAUUGAAGAAACUGAGCUUUUGUGCCUUUGUAUUCUUCUGAAAUUGUGCCUUACCUAUAAAACCUGUCAAAUGAAACAAACUAACAAAAUAGAAUGAUUUUAAAGAUACUUUUAAUGGAUGUCUGGUCUUCUAGACAAAAUGGAGAAAAUAAAUUGCUUUUAAAAUGUCA